Messenger RNA from Didymodactylos carnosus, 681 nucleotides. Lineage: Eukaryota; Metazoa; Rotifera; Eurotatoria; Philodinida; Philodinidae. The record is from the annotation of a GenBank genome assembly.
AUGUUUGGGAACCAAGCAGCCGAAGAGACUUCCGAGCCCUCGUCACCUGAGGGUACAAUAAGUGCCAGUUGUAUUGAAAGAAGGAAAGACGAUAUUUAUGAAGCACCACCUCCUUGUAAGAUUUGUGAAUAUUUGUUUCUCGGCACCUGUCCUGCCGGUCAUACUACCGUUGAUCUUGACAAUGAUACUGUUUGUAUUUGCCCUUCGGACCAUAGCUCCAUACCUGAAAGGCCAUUUUGUAAGCGCAUCGAGGUCGAGCCAAUGAAAUCAUCAUCAUCAGCCACUUUGCCGGUGAUUUUUGGUGUUAUUAGUGGCUUAUUGCUGGUAAUUUCAGUGGGUAUGGGUGUAUGUUUUAUUAAUCAAAAGCGGCGAGCCUCAGCAACUAAAAAGCAAAACUACAAACCCACAUUGAGUAUUCCACGAGCAACGUUACCAACUUUAGUUAAGACAGCAUCUCUCGACGAUGUCGGUUUGAUCAAUAUUGAAAGAAGCAAUGAUGGAACGAGCAACGAUAGGUCACAUGAUGCAUUUUCAGAUUUUGGAGAAAUCGAUUCUAUUACCGACCUGAUAGACACUAUGAUCGUAAAUGAUGAUCUCGCCGACGAUUUCGCUGAAGCAAUCAAUCCAAAUUUCAUAAUACCACAAACAACGAUGACGCCUACAUCUGACUGUUUCCGGUAG